AUGAGCGAAUUUGUGUUGAACCAAGGUUAUGGUUAUGGUAUCGUGCUUGGCUUAGGUGCCCUGUUUAGCGUCCUCAUGAUAGCAUUAUCAUGGGCAAUUGCGAAGUUCUUGAACCAAAAACAGGACUCGGAGCGUUUCACGACUGCUUCUCGUAAUGUGAAGCAGGGUCUUAUAUCCUCGGCUGUUGUAUCUUCCUGGACAUGGCCAGCAACACUACUGACCUCCAACUUGUGGACGUACUCCUACGGGAUUGUGGGCGCGUAUUGGUACAGUGUUACGGGUUGCUUUCAAAUACUCGUGUUUACCCUAGUAGCAAUCGAAAUUAAGCUCAAAUGUCCUGGAAUUCACACUAUUGCUGAGGUCGCUAAAGUGAGAUUUGGUAAGUGGGGCCACUUUUGCUACUUGUUUUACUCCCUCGGCACAAACGUGAUUGUGUCAGGCAUGAUUCUCCUGGGUGGAUCGCAGGGGAUCGCUUACACAACUGGUAUGAAUAUAAUAGCAGCAUGUUUUCUGCUGCCAGUCAGUGUAUGCAUUUACACGCUCUUUGGGGGAUUGCAAGCUACGUUUUUAUCUGAUUGGUCACACACAAUCGUCAUCUAUAUAAUGGUGAUUGUUUCGAUUGUGACAGUCUAUUGCACUUCAGACCUUAUCGGAUCUCCAGACAAAAUGUAUGACCUGCUGAAAGACAUGGGGGAGUCGUUUCCACUUGAGUCCUCAGCCAACGGCUCUUACUUGACAUUUGCCAACAAAGAUAUAAUUCUGACUGCUUGGAACGCUUUAUUAGGAGGGGCUGCAACAGUUUUUAUGGACCCAUCAUAUUCACAAAAGGCUAUUGCCGCGGGUAGUAAGGAGGUUAUGAGAGGCUAUAUGCUAGGUGGGAUUUGCUGGCAAAUCAUACCACUGGGACUUGGAACCUCGAUGGGAUUAGCGUCCCUUGCUUUAACCAAGAAUCCUGCUUUCUUCACAUAUCCAAACAAAUUAACUGACCUAGAGGCAGGAAGGGGCUUGUCAUUGGUUUAUGCUAUGACCGCAAUUUUUGGAAAGUCAGGCGCAGCUUGUGCUGUUGUUAUGGUUUUUAUGUCAGCGACGUCAGCGAUGUCAGCAGAGCUCAUAUCUUGCUCUUCAAUCUUGACAUAUGACUUCUAUAAGACUUACGUUAAUCCCAAGGCUUCUGGUAAACAACUUGUCUAUGUCUCGCACCUGAACGUCAUCGGCUUUUCGCUAUGCAUGGGAGCAUUGGCAGUUGUAUUUAACUACAUCGGCGUAACCCUUGGGUGGUUGUUCAGCUUUGUGGGAAUUGCUCUUGGGCCAGCAUUUUUUGGGUUAUUGGGUAUGCUAUUUUACAAGAAGAUGAAUACAAUGGCUCUGGUCGUUGGUGUUCCCUCAGCAACACUUUGUGGUAUUGUGGGCUGGGUAGCCUCCGCCACGCGCUACUCAAGCGACGGAAGAGUCGAUAAAGCUUCUCUUUCUCUCAGUGAACCUUUGGCUUUCGGCAACUUUAUUUCGGUUUUUUCAAGUGGCAUCUUCGUAUGGAUCCUUUCGCAAGUCAAGUCCCAGAGCUGGAAUUUUAAUGAAAUGAACGAAACUUACUUUGAAACACAAAUAGCGGAUGAUGCAGACUCUGACGAGAUCGAGUUUUCCCAAGUAUCUAAAGAGUCAGUCAAGGAUCUUAGGAAGCACAUUUUUAUCACCAAAAUAUUGGUUUUCUGUCAGUUUAUCAUUUUCCUGAUCAUUAUCCCAUUAUCAAUGUAUGGAACCAAAUAUAUCUUUUCAAGAAAAUUGUUUCGCGGUUACGUCUGCAUAAUUAUCAUAUGGGCCUUCCUGGCUGCAAUGUGGAUCAUUUUCUAUCCCCUAUAUGAAUCAAAGUCUAAUUUGAUAUUCGUUUUCAAGAAACUAAUAGGAAAAGCUUCGACAGAUAGCAGUGCAGAUCUAUCUCAAACAGACACUAGCUCCAUUGAAAGAGAAAAACUUGAUAAGACUUCCAUCAAUGUGGCCGCUAUAUAA
Lachancea thermotolerans CBS 6340 is the source of this 2004-nucleotide messenger RNA. RefSeq names its product sodium:solute symporter family protein. The coding region runs from base 1 to 2004 and encodes 667 amino acids. NCBI's taxonomy places the organism in Eukaryota, Fungi, Ascomycota, Saccharomycetes, Saccharomycetales, Saccharomycetaceae. Gene Ontology annotation, biological process: urea transmembrane transport; spermidine transport; putrescine transport. Gene Ontology annotation, cellular component: plasma membrane. The transcript has a single exon. Gene Ontology annotation, molecular function: urea transmembrane transporter activity; putrescine transmembrane transporter activity; spermidine transmembrane transporter activity. The record is from RefSeq and is a predicted model, not a curated record.